AGCUAAAAAUGCCAACAUCGGAUGUCUAGUUUAACGCCGAUGUGCAAAACCGAUGUCAAAGCUGACGUGCAUACCUAUCUAACAUAGGUAAAUGGCGUAAUGACGCCACGAAAAAUGUAGCUCUACACGUGCUACACAGCAUUCCUAACCUAGCCCACAAUGUCUGCUCUGUGGAUAGCGCAGUCAAGUCGAGCAGUCAUUUGAAAGAGUAAGAACAUUUCAGUGAGGCAACUCAAAGGCGAAAUCCAUUAAUGCCAAGAUAAUGGAAUGAAUUUCCCUUGACAACCAACCGUUCUCUGUCGUAGAUGAUGUUGGCUUUCGCAGACUGGUCGAGCACCGGUGCACACUACCAAGUAGGCACUACUUUUCAGAUGUUGGCUUACCGGAGUUACACAGUAUUGUUGAAACUCACAUCCAUGAGCUACUUGCUAUGGGUGUCACUGCUAUUAGCUUCACAACUGAUAUUUGGACCAGCGAUGUCAGCCCCAUGAGCAUUAUGAGUCUGACAGCACAGUUGGUCCAUGAGGAUUUCGUACUGAGGAAAGCCAUAUUGCAUGCUCAGGAAUGCCCUGGUUCUCAUACCACUGCUGCCAUUUCAAUGGCAUUUGAGAACAUGUUUGAAACUUGGAAACAGGAACACUCCUUGCUCCAUUUGAACAACUGACUCGAGAAAUAAGCUCAACUGCGUCUGCAGCUGAUGUGAUACCCUGUCAUGGCAUUGAAAUGCCUGCUCAACAAAAAUGCCAACACAGACCAUCGGUUAACUUUGAAAAGUACUCUAUUGGAGGCUGUGAACAGGCGAUUCGGUGGCAUUCUCUCUGAGCCUCUAAUUUGCCGCCACCAUGCUCGAUGCUAGGUACAAGGACCGCUACUUCGAUGCAGACAAGAAACAGGGUUUACGUGAAAUGUUACAGACACAGCUGGACAAGAUGUAAACAGACACAGUGACAGUGCGCACAGAGGAAGAGAGGCCACGGGCAGACUGAGCUGAAACUUCACUGCUUGACAUGUAUGAUGAAAUCCUGGUUGAGACUGAACAAAUGAACAACGAAACAGCAAGUAAGGGAAAGAAUUAGGUUUUGAUUUUGUUUAACUGGUAAUGGAGACAUACGUAAAUACCAACAAAAUAACUUUUUGGCCAGUGUGUGUUGCAACUAUUUAACUGUACUAGAAUUCUUAAAAGGCUGCACAAAUUUAAAAAUGUGGUUAUCGGUAUCAGGUUUUUUUUGGCAAGGAAAAUAUUGGAUAUCUGACAAAAAUGUCAUAUCGGUGCAUCCCUAAUCUCCAGGCUUUCAGACUGUUAAACAGUCACCACUACCCGGCCCAGUACCCUGCCCUGAACUUUAGUCACUGUUACUAGGCCGGCUCAAUCCUGCACCUUAGAGACUGUUGCUGUAAAGACCGACGCCGGAGACAAGAAGCAGGUACAGGGAGUUGACAUUUAAUUAGGAACAGACAAAGAGCAAGACAUUAACAAGGUCAGCACACUGAUUCACAAUUACAAACGACAAUCUUUGCAGCAAUGGGGAACAGAGAUGGGGAACUGACAAAUAUAGGGGAAGUAAUAAACAGGUGAUUGAGUCCAUCCGUCAUCCCACCUGGGCGAGCCUGACGGACCGGCCGAGGGCACGGGUGCUGGACAAGCGGGCUGGGUGUGAAACCCAGACAAGCCACCAGAGGCAUGAGAACCUGGCGAGCCGGCUGAGGCAUGAGAACCUGGCGAGCCGGCUGAGGCAUAGGAGCCUGACGAUCCGGCUGAGGCAUGAAGGCCUGUCGAUCCCACUGAGGGCGUGGGAGCCUGACGAGCCGGCUGGGCGUAAAAACAUGACGAUCCGGCUGAGACCUGAUGUGGGAUGGGCGCCUUCCGUGCCAACCGGGGCAAGAAACCGCUCGAGCCAGCUAGGAAGUGACAGCCUGACGAGCUGGCUUAGGCACCCCCGGUUCCAUCAAUGUCGGGCCCCGGACCCGACGUCACCACCAACCGGAACGUCAGUACUCCCUGAUGCUUCAAAUGAUAGCUGCUGCAUUCUAUAAGGACCGACGCCGGGGACGAGAAGCAGGUACGAGGAGUUGACAUUUAAUUAGACAAAGAUCAAUACAGAAACAGCGUCAGCACACGGAUACACAAUGACAAACGACAAACGACAAUCAAUGCAGCAGCAGGGAACAGAUGGGGAACUGACAUACAGGGGAGGUAAUAAACAGGUAAUUGAGUCCAGGUGAGUUCAAUAAUACACUGAUGGGGGAUGGCAGGUUUGCGCAAUGCUGGGAGCAGGUUGCCCUAUGUACAUAGUCAUUGACCACAGGUCACUUUAGUAAUGUUUACAUUCUGUUUUAUCCGGACUCUGACAUUUCUCAUUCUAAUAUUUAUAUAUCUCUUAGUUCCUUUAGAUUUUGGGGAUUUGGGUGUAUUGUUUUGUAUUGUCAGGUAUUACUGCACUGUUGGAGCUAGGAACAUAAGCACCCGCUACAUCCGCGCUACACCUGUGAUCUGUUAAAUAUGUGUAUGCGACCAAUAAAAUGUGAUCUGAUUUGAUUACUAUGUUACGUCAGGUCUAUGAGACCAGGCUGUGCAUGCAGAGAAUGAUUAACCAGUAUGUUGCAUCUGCAGAUUAAAUUUUAGGAUGCUGCUGUUACAUUUGAGUAUUGACAAGAAACUGUAACAUGUGUCUCUUCCUCCCCUUGGUGUCCUAUGCUACAGUUAAUCAGACUACUUUAUCCUUUUCAGGCGAGCCCGUAGUCGCGCUCGUGUUACGUUUCAUUUCGGCAUGGCUCCAGGAGAGGACUCAACCCUCCCCACAGAGUCAAGUCUAUCUCCAUGACAACCUUCUCCCAACAGGAAGUGGAGUUUCUGCAAAACCAUGGCAAUGAGGUGGGGAGGAGGACCUGGCUGUGUGUCUUUGAGCCAAAGACAGAUGCAUGCUUCAACACAAGGGACUCACAGAAGCUCAAGGAGUUCCUCCAGGACAAAUACGAGAAGAAGAAAUGGCAUUUUUCGAAGAACAAGAGCCGGAGGGAGGUGGAGGGACCCUGGAGCCCGCCGGGGGUGCAGGCCUUACCCUCCUCUCACGGCCCCCCGCCCGCCCAGGCCCCAUCCCACGCCAUGCCCCCCUCCGCCAGACCCAUACGCACACUGUCCCAGUCCCAGCUCUCAUCCUGGGGGGACAGAGUCCCCACCAUCUCCCCUGCGGACAUGAGGGCUGAUGUGUUUACCGCCCGUGCUCCCUCACGCUCCCAGAGCUUUAGAGACCCGCCAAUGAAAGAGUCUCUACUGAGAGGUAUAGAGAGACAACGUCCAGGCUCUCUGUCUUCAACGAUGGGACCACAGAGCCACGCCCCCUCCUUUCCUGCCCUCCCUCGGCCCUCAGGUCGCACAGUGUCCUCCUCGGGGGGUUUAGCCCCCUUCAGGGCCUUCCCUAAGUCUCUGAGUGUGGAUUUUGGGGGGCUCAGCCAGCAGCAGAGUCAUAGUGCACUCAGCAUCACCCCCCCAGCCCCCGGCCCAAACACACACACAAACCACCAGGACCGCUACGCUGCCCUGUCCCAACUAAACAGUGUCUUCUCUGACACGUCGCCUGGACCUACAGCACCCCCCGGUGGACUACCACAGUAUAGCACCCUAUUUGGGAACCGCCUGUCCUCCAGUUCCACUCCUGCCAGCUCUCCAGGCGUGGAUGCUGUGUCGGGAUCACAAACAUUUGCAAGCUUCCCCAACCCGUUCAGCUCCAGUUCCAACUCUCAGCAGCUACAGCCUACCCUGUCCCCCAGUAACCCAUUCAACAGGUCCACCUCAGGAGGUGACUCCAGUGGGUUCGUCAGCUCUCCAACCUCAGUGUUCCCUCCAUCCGCCACCUUCCCAACUCCGGCUACCCAGAAUGCAUUUCCACACAAGCAUGCCAACAACCAGGAAGCCAAUGGUUUUGCCUCUUUCUCUGCAUCGGACUCUCAACCCAAAGUUCCUCGUCCAAUGUCAGUGAACCCAUUCACUGGGAAUGUUUACCCGAGUAGAGGAACGUCGCGAAACCCUUUCAUCUGAUACCGGCGCCCCGGCUACCCCCCAACCACCCCUGGGCACAUGAAGACCAGUGAACUUUAGGAGCUGCUGCCAUUUCAAUGCCUCUAGAGUAUUUUCGCCUUCAGAGAGAGGGGAAACAUUCAUGCAGGCUCCUCUCCCCUCUACGUGUGUGUGUGUGUGUGUGUGUGUGUGUGUGUGUGUGUGACCAUAUGUUAAAGGUGUUUGUAUGACAAUAGAAUCCACCUCAGGGCUCAGUGGGUGCCAUCAACAAGACACACACACACUUUGCUGUUUCUCCCAUGUCCCGCUUUUGUGCAACAACAGUCCCAUUCUUAAAACAGUACGCCAAAUCAUCACAUUCGGCUUGCUUUUUUGGAGCCACCUCUGAAAACGGCCUUCAAAAACUAGCCAGUCCAGUCAGUCAGUGUGUAUCAAGUUACAGAAGGGAGAGAUAUCCCGCUUCAAGGCUAUGAAAGCUGAACAUGAUGACGAGCAAAAAAUUAUGACAAGCAAAGCAUUUUUUUCCCUUUAGUGAUGGUUAUGGCAGCCUUAACAUAACAUCCUCCUAAUGCAUGUAGAUAGGAGGACAUUACAGACAAGCCUGUCUUUCCCCCCCCCAUGUGCUGUGUGUAUGUAUGUAUGUGGAGAACACGUUUGUAUCGUUUCAUGUCCGUUUUUGUCAUGAGUAAAUCAUUUGUGUUUCAGUCUCAGGCUGCAUGUGCUUGGAGGGCUUCAAAGAAGAGAUACUAUUGAAUGUAAAAAGCUAUUUUCAAAACAAAACUGUUUUAUUUCUCCCUGUAAUGGACCAAAUAUUUGUUGUUUUGGGUGAAAAUAUGGAGAUGAAAUUGAUCUCUUGCAAACAAAAGAAAGAGUUCUAUUGAGAAAGUGUUUGUAAUGAUGUGUCCAUGUUCAUAAAUUCAAAUAUUUGUUGCGUCUUUAAA
Messenger RNA from Oncorhynchus keta (chum salmon), 4956 nucleotides. Its product is annotated as arf-GAP domain and FG repeat-containing protein 2-like. NCBI's taxonomy places the organism in Eukaryota, Metazoa, Chordata, Actinopteri, Salmoniformes, Salmonidae. Gene Ontology annotation, molecular function: GTPase activator activity. The record is from RefSeq and is a predicted model, not a curated record. The transcript is spliced from 13 exons. Bases 2819 to 4036 code for a protein of 405 amino acids.